Molecule: messenger RNA, 561 nt
Organism: Symbiodinium natans
Lineage: Eukaryota; Dinophyceae; Suessiales; Symbiodiniaceae
Source: the annotation of a GenBank genome assembly
AUGCGGACGCAGGCGGUGCUCAAGGCCGCGGACUAUCAGCAGCAGCUCCGUGUGUGCAAUGCCUUCCCCUCCGAGAAGUCUCUCGACGUGGUGAAGGGCGCCUCUCUGCUGACGAAGGAGCCCUUGCAGUACCUCCAGUGCAACAGCUUCGACGAGCCCUUGAAGGCUGGUGACAACCUGGAAUUCAAGAGUGGCAAUGCCACGGCCGGCGUGUUCACGGUGUAUGACGUCCCAAAGCAUGACGCCAUCUUUGUCCUCGUGGCGCACAAGAGGGCAGCCCUUGCAAGCCAGUCCGGCUACGAACUGGAUUUCUUGUCGCACGUGUUCGCCCCCGCGGACACGGCGCAGCUUGCCGUCAUCGAUGCCUACAACGGGCCCGAGUCGAACAUGAGCAUCUCCACUGUCGGCGGAAACGAGAGCAGGAGCGAGCAGCUUUCGUUCGGCACUGCCACGGGCAUCAACUCAGGAACUUACGACAUUAUUCUCGCCGCGAACGGGCGACCCCAGUCCAUCUCCUUCACGGCUGCCAAGAAGGAGCUUGGGGCAUUGACCCCCGGAUGA